AUGAACUCUAUCGUCUCGCCAACUCUGUUCAGGAUCGUAAGCGCCGGCUACACUAUCAUGAACAAGGCCAAUUCCGCACUCGAAUAUCGCGCCCUCGAAUACGCAUUGUACUCCGUCAUGACUGUUCGGGGCACUGUAAGUGUGAUGAGAAUCUGGAAAGGCGCAAGGACUCCACCAGGAGUCGACCAUAACACAUGGAAGGCUAUCACUUGGCGCGUUAUUAACUGGCUUCAUAUUAAGCUUAAGACGAAUGUUAGUCUACGGAAAGAGCUGGAAGUUGCGAAGAAGCAGCAGAAGGAGUCUGAGAUGAGGGAGAAGGCGAGCUCUGAUCGAGCGCGUCGAAAUACACAGGUCGACGAGGUUCCAGACUUUGCGACGCCUGUGCGCGAAGAGCCUACACAAACACCAGAAGUGGUCCGCAAAUUACAGGAGGCACUCAAGGAGACGAGCGAUAGCCUGAAGCGCAGUAAUGCGCAGGUCAAAGAGCUCCAGCAGUCUACGAGCAAGCCUGCGCACCCGAGUAGAAUUUCCAACUCGUCUCACAACUCAUCAACUCCAAAGCGAGAUGCACUGGAGGAUAUGGGGCAUCAACUUCGGGCGGCGCGGCAAGAGGCUGUAGACGCCAAGAUGGAAGCGGAUUCCAAGGACGAGCAGCUACGGCUGGUGCGAGAAGAGGCUGAUGGGGCUAAAGCUAAAGUCGCUUCACUACUGGCUUCUCACGGUCAAGAACCUCGGGCAGUAUCGGAAGAGAUUGAGGCGGUUGAAGCUCAAGUGGCUUCCCUGAAGGCUGAGCUGGAAGCUGCACGACAAGAAACGCAGACGGCUAACGUGGAACUCCUCUCAGUCAAGGAGCAAUUGGGUUGCGCGAACGAAGCCAUCAAAACCGCUGGAUCUGGCCUGGCCCAGGUGAAAGAACUCGUGGGAAAAGUCCAAGAAGAGAAGGAAGAGGCAGAAGCCAACGCAGCAUCUCUGACUAUGCAGUUGCAAGCGUCCCGAGAAGAAGAAGAGAAGGGCAGAGCCGAUGCAGCUUCGAUGGAGAGAGACUUCCACGAGGUGCGACUACGACAUAGCAAGGAAGUUGCCGCGCUCAAAGAGCAGGUCAAGGAGUGGGAAGGCAUUGCUGCGGAGGCGAAGGAAGUUAACGAUAAUGUGCAGACCGCGCUUAAUGAGGAGAACGAGGAGCUCAAAGAGCAGCUCAAGAAGGAGGUUACUCGUCGCGAGGCAUUGGAGAUGGAGGUCAAGAAGCUGAAGUCGGAGAUCGACGGUGCGAAAGCCACAGAGAUGGCUGCACCCGCAGCGAAGUCGCUCACUCCAUCUGAGACGCAGAAUGCAUCGAGCGCGAUCUAUUCCAACCAUCCUAUCGAUACUCAGCCACGUCUCGUCCCCGUCGCCGGUCUCACAAGCCCAUCUACACCCAUCCCCACGGCAUUACCAGGCCCCACAACCACUCCCGAUACAACCUCGACGCCAAAGGACCACAAAAAACUCACCGCAGACUGGAAUGCUAGGACGAUCACACUCCCAGCAUACAUCGAAGGCUUGGAUGCGUUGAAGCGAAAGUCUGAUGAUGAGGGCGAGACACCCAGACCGGUCAAGCAGCUUCGGCUUAGCGGCGAGAGUGCAGAGAUUCCGACAGGAAAUCUAUUGACGCCUGAUGGGGGACCGGCAUUCAAGUUCGCCGUACAAGAACCAGGCGAAGCAGAACAGGGAGAAGACCAGGAAGAAGAACACGAAGAAGAACAGGGAGAAGACGAUGGUGACACUUCUGAUAUCGAAGACUUCUGGAGUUCUUUUGAGGGUGACGCGGACAACUCGGGCACUUUCACAUAUGGCUUGGGCGACGAAGUUGGCGCUGAGGUAGCAGCUCUUCCCGAGAAAGACGCAGCGAAGGGCAAGGCAAACCCCCUUGGCGAUACUCUCGUCAUUGACGGCGAUACCAUCAUCGAUGAAAGCGAUCACAGCAAUGACGAUCUCUAUGCCAUGCCUUCACCAAGUCCAAACAAGCAGCCGCCUCCGGUCAUCAGCGAUAUUCCCGGUAUCGACAUCCCCGAUAUCGACAUCCCCGCCAUCGAGCUGACUCCAGCUACCAAGCGGAAGGUCAACGUCGACGGCGAAGAAGGUUCACCUAAGCCAUCUCAGGUAGCGAGGAUGAAGGAGGACCUUGGCGGUGAGCAGACUCUGGCUUUGGAGAACAUGACUCCAAUUGUCGUUACUCGCAAGCCCACUAUCAUAUUGACCCCGGCUACGAAGCGGCUCUUGACAGAAGAUGACGGUGAAGAGCCGCCUCCGUCGUCGCAGAUGCCACCUAGGUUAUUGCAGUCACUGCCGAAGUCGUCAAAGGUGCAGAGGACGAAGGUUGACUUGGGUGAUGAGCAGACUCCGACUCUGAACGAGAUGUUCACAGAGAACGUUGUGGAUGCGCCUCUUGAAGGAAACGAGACGACUGAAGUCAGCAGUCCAUCCCAAGUCCCAGCCGAGAACGGCGAUACUCCACCGGAAGCACAUCCCGCGUCGACCGAGCCAGCAGGCCCAAAUAACGACAUCACGACAGCUAACACCGAUGAAACAAACGUAGCCAGCGCCGCCAGUCUUGCGCUCCCUGCUUCAUCCCAGGCACCCAACAACAGGCGCACGCGCAAUGCCGGGAAGCCCAUCGGAUCUCUCAACGAGAACGUGUUGAGUAAGAUGGCAGCGUCGCCGAUGAAGGAGGAUAAAGAGAUAGAUGCGCAGAAGGAGAAUGGAAGGGGCAAGUCUCCCGUCAAGUCGACAAAGUCGCCAGCAAAGAAGACGGUCAAGUCGCCGGCUAAGGCACCGGAGAGAUCGCGAGCGAGCAGGAGCCCGUCCAAGUCAAAGGCGGAUAGGCGAUAG
Alternaria ethzedia is the source of this 2868-nucleotide messenger RNA. RefSeq lists its product as uncharacterized. NCBI's taxonomy places the organism in Eukaryota, Fungi, Ascomycota, Dothideomycetes, Pleosporales, Pleosporaceae. The transcript has a single exon. The coding region runs from base 1 to 2868 and encodes 955 amino acids. The record is from RefSeq and is a predicted model, not a curated record.